GUUGCGUAGGAUCCACCGCACGUCACGUCGCAGUUACCCACAUUUGGGCCGAUGGCGCCGGCACAGCGCUGCGCGCUGUGCCGUCAGACCUUCUUCUGUGGUCGCGGCCACGUCUACAGCCGCAAGCACCAGCGGCAGCUGAAGGCGGCUUUGGACCGGCUCCUACCCCAGGUGGAGGCCGCUCGCAGGGCCAUCCGCACAGCUCAGGUGGAGCGUUACAUGCCCGAGCACGAUCGGUGCUGCUGGUGCCUGUGUUGCAGCUGUGAGGUGCGGAAGCACCUAAGUCACGGAAACCUGACAGUGCUGCACGGGGGGCUGCUGGAGCACCUGGCCAGCCCAGAGCACAAGAAAGCAACCAACCGAUUCUGGUGGGAGAACAAGGCUGAGGUUCAUAUGAAAGAGAAGUUUCUCAUCUCCCCUCAAGAUUAUGCACAAUUCAAGAAAUCCAUGGUGAAAGGUUUGGAUUCUUAUGAGGAGAAAGAGGAUGAAGUGAUCAAAGAGAUGGCAGCUCAGAUCCGUAAGGUGGAGCACAGCCAGCAGGAGGUGGUUCGAUCCGUUUUAGAGCCUCAGGCAGUGCCAGACCCAGAAGAGGGCUCUUCGGCACCUGGAAGCUGGAAAGGGACUAACAGCCAAGUAGCACCUACCUCACAGAGACCCUCAUACUUGGACCUGCCACCAGCCCAAGAGCUUGACUGGAUGGACACAGGACAACCUCUGACAUUCAUUGGCCACCAGAGGGAAACCCUGAUGUGUGAAACAUCUACCAGUUGCCUCUUGCACACAUACCUCCAACUGGGAACCUGGCCUACAACCCAGGACAUACCAGGAGUUGGCAACAUCCACUCAGGAGUCACACCUCCCUGGGUGGUCCAAGAUGAGGAAUUUAGCUCUGGGAAUCAACAAAUAGGACCCUCCUAUGAAGAAUUUCUCAAAGAAAAGGAAAAACAGAAAUUGAAGAAACUGCCCCCAGACAGAGUUGGGGCCAACUUUGAUCAUAGCUCCAACACCACUGCAGGGUGGCUGCCCUCUUUUGGCCGGGUCUGGAAUAAUGGACGCCGCUGGCAAUCCAGGCAUCAAUUCAAAGUUGAAGAUGUAGCAAGGAACAAACAGCAGUCACACAAAGAAAAAAACUAAUGGUUUCCUGGUAGUUUUGCAACAACCACAGUCAGCAAACCCACACCUGCUAUUAUUCCUUGUAACUGCUUCUCUUAGGAAACACACACACCCACUACUGGUUUAAUAAAGUUUUAUUUUUCAAAAUGUA
Molecule: messenger RNA, 1264 nt
Organism: Phyllostomus hastatus (greater spear-nosed bat)
Lineage: Eukaryota; Metazoa; Chordata; Mammalia; Chiroptera; Phyllostomidae
Gene: CENATAC
Product: centrosomal AT-AC splicing factor
Exons: 12
Coding region: 52-1134 (360 amino acids)
Source: RefSeq, a predicted model, not a curated record